This is a messenger RNA of Drosophila persimilis, 2656 nucleotides long. It is a transcript of the gene oc, whose product is annotated as homeotic protein ocelliless. Gene Ontology annotation, cellular component: nucleus. NCBI's taxonomy places the organism in Eukaryota, Metazoa, Arthropoda, Insecta, Diptera, Drosophilidae. Gene Ontology annotation, molecular function: DNA-binding transcription factor activity, RNA polymerase II-specific; RNA polymerase II cis-regulatory region sequence-specific DNA binding. The coding region runs from base 808 to 2466 and encodes 552 amino acids. Gene Ontology annotation, biological process: regulation of transcription by RNA polymerase II. The transcript is spliced from 4 exons. The record is from RefSeq and is a predicted model, not a curated record.
GUCGCUCGCUCACACACCGUCUCUCUCUCGUUCAGCGUUCCAUUGAGCACCGUUCAACGUUCCACCGUUCACCGUUCACCGUUCACCGUUAGUUUUCGCCGCGCUUUUGCCUCUCUCGCCGUGCGUAGCGGCAGCAAGCAGCAACAACAAAAAGGUUCGCCGUCGCCAAAACAAACAAACAAACAAAAAAAGAGAAGCCACAAAAUAACAUUUCAUUCUACCAUAAGAAAGUGCGUGAAACACAACAAAAGAUACAGCAGAUACAAGAUUCAAGAUACAAGAUACUUCUUCAACAAAAGCAACAAAAGAUAUACAACUAUAACCGAUAACCGAUCGUUCAGUUCAGUUCAGCAGUCGAUCGAUCAGCAUAUCGUGUGUGUCCGUGUCCUAUGUGUGGGAUAUGUUUUUUUACGGUGUAACCAGUGCCUCCUCAACCCUCAAACAAUAAACAACUGCAGCCAUAAACCCGAAUGUACCGCAGAAUAUCUGGAUCCUAAAUUGGAAUAUAUAUUAUACGAUCUGAUCCGAACGAUCCCAACGAUCCAUCCUAGUCGCCUACGAUCGAUCAGAGAUCGUUCUGUUUGUGUUUUUUUUUUCGAUACAUUCAAACACACACAACCAUUGAGGCGACAGAUCGAGAGGGUCCCAGCUUGGAUUUCGGCAGAAGGAAGGAAGGAUACUAGGAGUUCUUACACCGUCAGCGUCUCUUAGAUCGGUCUCAAGAUUGAUUUCGGGGAGAUAGCUGCAGCACGUGGCGAGCGGACACACAACAGCUUCAACGUGGCGCUCCACUCGACAGAGGCCCUGAUGGCGGCGGGUUUCCUCAAAUCUGGCGAUUUGGGCCCCCAUCCGCACAGCUAUGGCGGCCCGCAUCCCCAUCACUCGGUGCCGCACGGGCCCCUGCCGCCGGGCAUGCCGAUGCCGUCUUUGGGUCCCUUCGGCCUCCCACAUGGUCUCGAGGCCGUUGGGUUCUCCCAAGGUAUGUGGGGUGUCAACACAAGAAAACAGCGUCGGGAGCGCACUACAUUCACACGCGCCCAAUUGGACGUCCUGGAGGCACUGUUCGGCAAGACCCGCUAUCCGGAUAUAUUCAUGCGCGAAGAGGUGGCUCUCAAGAUAAAUCUGCCCGAGUCCCGAGUACAGGUUUGGUUCAAGAAUCGACGCGCCAAGUGCCGCCAACAGUUGCAGCAGCAGCAGCAGUCGAACAGCUUGAGCAGCUCCAAGAACGCCAGCGGCGGGGCAGGCAGCGGCAGCUGCAGCGGCUCCAACAACAGCCGUAGCGGCGGCGGCGGCGGCAGCGGCAGUGGCAACAACAACAGCGGCAGCGGCAAGUCCGGCGGCCAAAAGCAGAGCCAAAGCCAAAGCGGCGGCGGCGGUGGCAGCAGCAGCUCUGCGGCGGCAGCGGCCAGUGCAGCGGCAGCCGUGGCGGCGGCCCAGUCGAUCAAGACGCAUCACAGUUCCUUCCUGAGCGCCGCUGCUGCGGCAGCUGCUGGGGGAUCUGGCGGUGGCAACAAUGGCAACAACAGCAGCGGCAGCAACAACAACAACAACAACAACAACAGCAACAACAACGGCGGCGGAUCGACGCCGAACAGCAGCAGCAGCAGCACCGGCGGCAGCAACUCCCACAGCCACGCGCAUCUAUCCGCAGCAGCAGCAGCGGCCGCCCUGAACGUGACGGCGGCGCACCAGAACUCCUCGCCCUUGCUCCCCACCCCGGCCACCUCCGUCAGUCCCGUUAGCAUCGUCUGCAAGAAGGAGCACGGCCUGACGGGCGGCUACGGUGGCGGCGGCGGCGGCGGCGGCGGCGGCGGCGGCGGUGGAGGCGGAGGCGUUGGCUCCUCCGGCGGCGUUGGCCUCAAUCUCGGCGUCGGCGUGGGCGGCGGCGUCGGCGGUGGCGUCGGUGUCGGUGUGGGCGUCUCCGGGGAUGUGCUCCGCUCGCCAUACGAUCAGCUGAAGGACGCCGGCGGUGACAUCGGCGCUGGGGUGCAUCACCAUCACAGCAUCUACGGAUCGGCGGCGGGCAGCAAUCCCCGCCUGCUGCAGCCGGGCGGCAACAUCACGCCGAUGGACAGCAGCAGCAGCAUCACCACCCCCUCACCGCCGAUCACCCCCAUGUCGCCGCAGUCGGCAGCAGCGGCCGCACAUGCCGCGCAAUCGGCCCAGUCCGCCCACCACUCGGCCCACUCGGCCUACAUGUCCAACCACGACUCGUACAACUUCUGGCACAACCAGUACCAGCAGUACCCCAACAACUACGCCCAGGCGCCCAGCUACUACUCCCAGAUGGAGUACUUCAGCAACCAGAACCAGGUGAACUACAACAUGGGCCACUCGGGGUACACGGCCUCCAACUUUGGCCUCUCGCCCUCGCCCAGCUUCACCGGCACUGUGUCCGCCCAGGCCUUCUCGCAGAACAGCCUCGACUACAUGUCGCCGCAGGAUAAGUAUGCGAAUAUGGUGUAGAAUCUACUCUUCCAGUACUGCGGCACGAGCAGCACGAGCAACACGGGGAGCGGCAGUGCGAGUGGCAGUGGCAGUGGCAGUGGCAGUGGCACGGGGAGUGCUGCAAGUGGCAGCAGCAGCGGGCGAUCGCCACAAUUGCAAAUGGAGCAGCAUCAUCAUCAGCAGCUGCAGCAGCAGCAGCAACAUCAGC